CCACCCUUGCCAGACGAACUGCGGCGGCUGCAGGAUCCUGCAGGCAAGAGGGUAAAAUCGCAAGAAGAACCAACCUGCCCAGAUUCAACUGCAUUUUAUUCAUCUUGUUUGGAGUUAACCGUGGCCGUUCUUCCAGAAUACCUACAGAAGAAACGUUUCAACGGUCGCUCUGCUCCAUCUCUGCAAUAUAACAUAUACUACCUGUUGCUGCUAGUAACAACGGAGGAGAAGAGGGGGAGACUACACCUUGCGACACUUGGAUCUCUUAUAAACACACUUUGUAGGGAGUUGGAUUUCGCAACCUUUAAUCUUUUGCACACAAAGUGUGUUAUUUUGUCUAUGUCCAUUUUGGGAUAUUAGUGGUUUUACCAUAUCUAUAGUAUACACGUUUUUAAAGUGCCUUACAACUGGUAUUAAUCCAGUAUUUGGGGGGUAUUCCAACGCCAGAGACUCCAAUCAGUGACUAUCAGAUAGACAGGCACAGGAUCUAUCUCUAUAUCCCGGUUUCACCAUGAGUCAAGGGGAUGUAUCAACUUGCUCUGCGCCUCAGAUCGUAUUCCAAGAGGCGGUGAAGCAAGGCAACACAAAGGAACUCCACUCGUUGCUCCAGAACAUGACAAACUGCGAAUUCAAUGUCAACUCCUUCGGGCCCGAAGGACAGACGGCGUUGCAUCAGUCAGUCAUCGAUGGGAAUCUCGAACUUGUAAAACUGUUGGUGAAAUUCGGAGCCGAUAUUCGAUUGGCGAACAGGGAAGGGUGGAGUGCCUUACACAUUGCCGCUUUUGGAGGACAUCAAGACAUAGUCCUAUACCUCAUCACUAAGGCAAAGUACUCCUCUGGUGCACGGUGAUCUGCUACACUGCUGUCAGGUAAACACACGGAAAGCCAGGCUCUUGUAAAUUUAGCGUUUCGAUUUAUAGUUGUGCCAAAUUAUAGCCUACAAAACACAGUAACUUCCCUUUCAUCAAAACCAAACGGGGGUCUCACUCGUGAGUCAAACGCCACAUGGUUCUUGUAUCCGCUUCAGCAUUAAAAAAACGCCAUUUUGUUGGGUUGGUACUAAAGCUUUUUCCUUGAACGUGUAUAAUAGAUUGGGACGUAUAAAAUAACUAAGCCAGUGUUUGGGUCCCGAGACCUGAUAGCAGCCUAGUUUCACGCAGCGAUAUAGAAAGUCUAUUUUUUUUUGUCGCGGUUACAUUGAAACACUUUUUUUAUUGGGCUUCGUAUUGAGGUGUCGCCUUGUAACUGCGGUGGUCACACAGGACCCUUUUUAAAUGAUUUUAUAUACUAAAAGAUGGCACUUGUUGCUGUGGCUGCAUGCUGGAAUAUAUGAAAGGGAAGAAAAGGUGAACACGGGAAAUGAAUGCCAUACUAUAUUUGGCUAUUAUUUCUUUUUUAAAUUAUAGGAUUUGAUCUAUUUCAAAGAGCAGCAUUAUUAGGCCUAUAUAUUACACCCAACCGGUAUUUCCAGAUGUGUAAUCAUUGUAACAACUAUUGACUUAAUGUUGUUAAGUACUUUACACAAUAGCUUUACUUUGUUUCUUUAUAAUAAAAAAGUAGCUAAAUGCGCCCUGCCUUCAAGCAGGCUGCUGGCAUGUAUCAAUGUCUCUUCAGGCCAGUGCGACCGCAGUGUCAAUGGUUAAUGUGAUAUAAACCGCUGCUUUCGCUUUGUAUCAAAACGUCAGGAAAGUGGCAUUUGGAAUUCACUUUAAUCUCCUUUCAGUAUUUUAACGAACAACACCCUGGUCAUCACUGUGAAUACAGGCUGGGUUCUAUUUAUGAAGGUACAUUGACCAGAUGCAUUUUGAAAAUUCUGUGGUUAUUCUUUUCAAAUCAAAUCUGUUACGUUUAAGAAUAUUUAGGGUGACUUAUAAAGCUGCUUCAGACUCUAUGCUUAUCAUAGUAUAAACUAUCCUGUGUGGAGACCCCAUGUACAAUAAGCCUAAAUUUGACCUUGCUAAAGAGAGACUCUUCUUUGUCCCUCAUUAACUUCUUGUUUGGUUUUAUUUGCCAACUACCUCGACUGUAAAGUAUUCAAAACCAUUGGACUCAUGCUCACUCCAACACUCCAAUAUGGGGAGUCACACACAUCCUUUAGCACAGUGGAUCCCAACCAUUUUUGGUUACUGUACGAGAAGUACCCCCUCAGGUGCAUUUUGCCAGUAGGCCUAUGGUCUGAUGAGUCUUCUCAAGUACCCCCUGUUGAUAGGCAACCCCAGGGGUCCUAGCACCCCCUAGCUGGAAACCACUGAUCUAGCAUAUCCCCAAGCCUGCCUAUAGGCCAAAAAUAAUGCUCAUACCCACACAGACAUUUGAAGUAAUAGCUAUUUUAGCAGUAGGCCCCAAGCCAAUGCUAUUUAACCCAGUGAUAUAGGCUAGGAGACAACUAUGGUGUUUCUUCUGCAACGCAAUAAUGUCUAUUUCAUAUUAAUCAAGCCCGUUUCUUAUCUUCAUCUGGGAUGAAUUUAUUUCCCACACUACAACCAAACUUUAAUCUGACAAGCAAAGCAUUUUAUUUUUUUUGCCUUUCUGUAAAGGUAUGGUUGCAAACACACAUUGCCUUUUUUUUGUUUUAUACAUUGUAUAGUCAUUCUGUUUUGAAGUUUCUAUUUAGUCACAAAAAUUGCAUUGUAUUGCCUGACUUAUAAAUGCAGGGAGUUUUAUUGCACAAAAUGCAGAGCCUUUUUACGCCCCCUGGUGCCUGUCCGGGUAACUGCAGGAGUUAAGGCUUAGAAAUAGUUACUACUGAGCAGGAGUAAAACAUUUUAUUACUCAUGUUAUGAUGACUAACAUCUACAUGACUAUUGCAGCAUAUAUAUAUAAAACAAAUGGUUUAAACUGCCUGCUGCAUUUUGAAAGUCAUGGCACCCUAAUGUUUGUUUCAAUGCUGCUUGUAUGUUUUAUAUUAGAUUUUACUCAAUGGCCAACAGUAAGUGAAAGAAAUAUCUGAUAGCAUCACAGUCAUUCAAUGAAAAUCCCUGUGUGUGUGUGUGUGUGUGAGAGAGUGCACAUGCGUGCAUGAAUGAAUGUGUGUAUAUAUGUCUGUGUGUGCUGCAUUCAUCUGACUGUUGUGUCCUGAGUGAGUUGAGCUGUGUUCCCCUUCCCUGGCCUGUGUGUGGCCUGCUCCUCUCCUCUAGUGUGUGGCCUGCUCCUCUCCUCUAGUGUGUGGCCUGCUCCUCUCCUCUAGUGUGUGGCCUGCUCCUCUCCUCUAGUGUGUGGCUUUGUGUUGCUACCUGGGGGUCUUCCCUCCCUGCAGUAAGGAGAGUCACCAGGGAUGAAGGACUGUCCUUCCAUGUACCUGGAAAAGCAAACUAAAUGGAUUAGAAAGAAACAUCAAGGAAUAGAUUGGUUUUAGUGGAACAAAAAAAUAUGCAUCGCUUGUCUUAAACUUGAUAUUUUUUAUAUAUAUAUAUUUUAAAUAUUGCACUGACUGUUGUUGAUUAAGUUGACUUUUUAUCAAGUCAAAUUGUAUUGUUUUUCCGAAUAGAAAAAAAAAGGAACACAACAAAAUACUAUUGUAUAAAAACAACUCCAGGUUGUAAUGUUUUGUGUGUUAACUUUGUGAAACAUUGUGUUAAGGCAAAGAUUGUUUGAAUCUUUGUGAUCGGGUAUGUGUUUAUAUACAGUACCAGUCAAACGUUUGGACACCUACUCAUUCAAGGGUAGGUAUAACAAAUAAAGAGAAACCCUGGAGUGAGUGGGUGGGUCCUGACUUUUGACUGGUACUGUUUAUAUAUAAUAUGCUGAAAUAUCUUGGAGCACUUUCUUUUCUGAAGUGCUGUCCUCCUCCUGUUGUUAUGAAAGGGGAAAAAUACAUUUGAUGGUAAGAUCAUUGUUACAAAAAAAAAUUGCACAGCGUAUGGUUGUUCUACUCAAGUGUCAUAACAUUUAUGGCCCGAGAGAGGACGACUGGAUAGGUGUAAAUGAAUGAGAGAAAGUGCUGACGUUUAAAUAAAUAAAUUGGGCCGGGGCGUGUUCUGUUUUCGUUGAGCUUUUUUUCGAGCGAAACAAAAACAAAUGUCUGAGUUUAAUGAGUGAUGCUGAAGUUCCAUCGUGUUUUGAUGUUGGGUUUUCUUGUUUUUGUUCUGUAUUUUGUUUUGAACGUUUGUAACACUGUGAUCAUGAUGUGUGUUGAGAAAAUGAGUGCUGUAAUAUUUUUGUACGUUUGUGUACAAGCCAGUAAAAAAAAAAUCUUUAAA
Messenger RNA from Oncorhynchus tshawytscha (Chinook salmon), 4199 nucleotides. Its product is annotated as NOTCH regulated ankyrin repeat protein a. NCBI's taxonomy places the organism in Eukaryota, Metazoa, Chordata, Actinopteri, Salmoniformes, Salmonidae. The record is from RefSeq and is a predicted model, not a curated record. Gene Ontology annotation, cellular component: cytoplasm. The transcript has a single exon. Gene Ontology annotation, molecular function: enzyme inhibitor activity; phosphatase regulator activity; protein binding. The coding region runs from base 512 to 850 and encodes 112 amino acids.